GCGGCAGUGCCGGAGCCGCCCCUUCCGCAGCCUUCUCGGCACCUCGCAGCCGCCGCCUCAGCACACCCAGGCCCCGAGCCCUGACCAGCAGCUACCUUGGGUGUCUGCCGCCUUCGCGGCCAUGGCGGACGGUGCGGGCGCGGGGGGCGCAGGGGGCGGCGGCGCGGGCCCGGCGGGGGCGGCGGGGGGUGGCGGGGGUCCCCUCAACCCCGCCUCGCUGCCCCCCGGAGACCCGCAGCUCAUCGCGCUCAUCGUGGAGCAGCUCAAGAGCCGGGGCCUGUUUGACAGCUUCCGCCGAGACUGUCUGGCGGAUGUGGACACCAAGCCGGCUUACCAAAACCUGAGGCAGAAAGUGGACAAUUUUGUGUCGACACAUCUGGACAAGCAGGAGUGGAGCCCUGCGAUGAGCAAGAACCAGCUGCGGAAUGGGCUCCGGCAGAGCGUGGUUCAGUCUGGGAUGCUGGAAGCCGGUGUGGAUAGAAUCAUCUCGCAGGUGGUGGACCCCAAGCUGAACCACAUCUUCAGGCCACAGAUAGAACGAGCGAUCCACGAGUUCCUGGCGGCCCAGAAGAAGGAAGCCGUGCCAGCGCCCCCUCCGGAGCCUGAUGGCCAGGAGCCCUCGGCGUCGGCCCAGGACGCUCCCUAAGCCCGAGCAGGCUUGCCGUCCUUCAGGACCUUCCUCAAACUCAUGAAGCAGAGCGUUUCGGUUACAGAAGGGAACAAACUGAAUGAAGACGGGCCCCUAGCAUCAUGGACUCCAAGACUCAGCUCUGAGGGGUGGGGGUCAGGGGACAGUGCCAGCUGGGGGCCAAGGCAGGCAGCACGAUGCCACCACCCUGCCCACGGGGACAGCUAGUCAACACUACAGAGGCGCAGAGAAGCACAGCAGCCCGAGGCUGGCCUGAAGCAAGCCUUUAUGUUUGGACUUGAGAAUGCCAGGGGCUCUUGGGGUCUGUCCCCUCCUCAGGAGUGCGGCUCCAGUGAGCCGGCUGGGGUGGGCGUGACGGGCAGGACUUGGCUGCUGUACUUCUCAGAGGUGCAGGCUGCAUCAGCUCCCUGACUGAGGUGUUGUUGUUUUAUUUUGUUUUAUUUUGGAUCAGAGCCCUGCUCAGCUCUGGCUGAUGGUGGUGCUAGGGCUUGAACCUGAGACCUCAGAGCCCAGGGUGUGCAAACCCUUUGCAUAACUAUUGUGCUGUCUCCUCAGCCCUCACUGAGCUUUAAAGCGGUUGUGAGCCUCUGGUCCGGGAGUCCUGCCGUCCCCGGACAGUCCUACCAGCGCCAAGUCUCUGGGGGUUUCACAUGUAGUUUUCGGGAACGUCGAAAUAAAGGCUUAUGGUUUUGUAAUAAA
Messenger RNA from Erinaceus europaeus (western European hedgehog), 1348 nucleotides. RefSeq names its product biorientation of chromosomes in cell division 1 (gene BOD1). The coding region runs from base 122 to 646 and encodes 174 amino acids. Lineage: Eukaryota; Metazoa; Chordata; Mammalia; Eulipotyphla; Erinaceidae. The record is from RefSeq and is a predicted model, not a curated record. The transcript is spliced from 4 exons.